Capronia epimyces CBS 606.96 is the source of this 894-nucleotide messenger RNA. RefSeq lists its product as uncharacterized. NCBI's taxonomy places the organism in Eukaryota, Fungi, Ascomycota, Eurotiomycetes, Chaetothyriales, Herpotrichiellaceae. The transcript is spliced from 2 exons. Gene Ontology annotation, molecular function: protein binding; structural molecule activity. Gene Ontology annotation, cellular component: COPI vesicle coat. Gene Ontology annotation, biological process: intra-Golgi vesicle-mediated transport; retrograde vesicle-mediated transport, Golgi to endoplasmic reticulum; endoplasmic reticulum to Golgi vesicle-mediated transport. Bases 1 to 894 code for a protein of 297 amino acids. The record is from RefSeq and is a predicted model, not a curated record.
AUGGACCCCUUCUCCGGCGAGGGUGAACUUCUCACUAUAACCACCGCCUUCUACACUCAUGCCUACCAAAGCGUCCUCGACUAUGACACAUCUGCCCUCUCCUCGGACAACAAAAAGACAGCACAGACCUUGAAGUACCGCGCACAGAUCGCCCUGGGCCAAGCAACCGCAGUACUUUCCUCGCUGAAGUCUUCCAAAGACGCAGCCUCUCGUUCCAUAGUAGCGCUGGCGCAACAGAACUCCGGAGACUCUUCUGCCGUCGAGACUGCUGCGUCUCUUGCCGAGUCCGACCCAGAAGAUGCGGUUGUUCAGAUUUGCGCGGGCACUGUCCUCGCAGCAGCAGGUGAAUACGCCAAAGCCAUUGAACUGUUGAACAAACAUCAAGGGAGCCUUGAGGCUGUGGCACUGCUCGUGCAGAUCCACCUGAUACAGAACCGAACGGACCUCGCUGUCAAGGAAGUGGCUGCUGCCAAACGCUGGGCUCAGGACAGUCUUCUGAUCAACCUGGCCGAGGCGUGGACGAACAUUCGCGAAGGCGGCAGUGACAAAUACCAAUCCGCAUUUUACGUGUACGAAGAGCUGGCCAGCACACCUGGAACCACCUCACCUACUGCGUUAGUGGGGCAGGCGGUUGCUGAGUUGCAUCUGGGUCGCAGUGAAGAGGCUGAGGCGGCGUUGCAGCAGGCCGUGGCGUUGGAAAAUGUGAACAUCCAGGCAAUUGCCAACAGCGUCGUUCUGGCGAGUCUGGUUGGCAAGAAACCAGAAGCGGUACAAGAGCUCCUCCAGCAAUUACAAGAGAAGGACCGUGAUCAUACGCUCUUGAAGGAUCUCGCGGAGAAGAGUCAGGCAUUUGACACUGCCGCUGCAAAGUACAGCGCAAAAGCUGCCGCCUGA